AUGAGGUUCGGAAGGGCGCCUAUCAGCCAGACAAACACGCUGUACGGCGGCCCAGAGAGCCGCAGACGGAAGUGUCUCUGCCUCUUGGAAAUGGAGCCAAGCUUUCUCCUCUCUGCAGCCCUGAGGCCUGCUGCCCUCCUCCUUACCAUUCUCUUCUGUAUGAGCCAAGUUCUACCAGCCAGGGGCAGAUUCAAGGAGGUCUGUGAGCGUCCAAAUGGCGCCUGCCAGGAAUUCUGCCUUGAAUCAGAACUGCAGGCCGGGAGAUGUUUAAAUGGCCAACCAUGCUGCCUGCCCAUGGGGAAUGAGCCCCUCAUUGAGCCGACUACACCCAAGGAAUGA
Messenger RNA from Ailuropoda melanoleuca (giant panda), 339 nucleotides. RefSeq names its product defensin beta 108B (gene DEFB108B). Lineage: Eukaryota; Metazoa; Chordata; Mammalia; Carnivora; Ursidae. The record is from RefSeq and is a predicted model, not a curated record. Bases 1 to 339 code for a protein of 112 amino acids. The transcript is spliced from 2 exons.